Molecule: messenger RNA, 1305 nt
Organism: Saccostrea cuccullata (small rock oyster)
Lineage: Eukaryota; Metazoa; Mollusca; Bivalvia; Ostreida; Ostreidae
Product: mucin-5AC-like
Exons: 4
Coding region: 1-1305 (434 amino acids)
Source: RefSeq, a predicted model, not a curated record
AUGUUUGAUGCCGGCACCGUGUUACAGGGUGUACGGGUUCGUAACAACCGUGUUAACAUUAUCACAACCACAAGAAUCUUAGACACACAAAGUACAGCUAGUACCAUAGACCCUUACACCGGAGAACCCCACAGUACGGCGUCCACAGACCUCCAGAGUAUGACCGGUACAAGAGAACCCCCCAGUACGGCGUCCACAGUACCCCCCAGUACGGCGUCCACAGACCUCCAGAGUAUGACCGGUACAAGAGAACUCCCCAGUACGGCGUCCACAGAACCCCCCAGUACGGCGUCCACAGACCUCCAAAGUAUGACCGGUACAAGAGAACCCCCCAGUACGGCGUCCACAGACCUCCAAAGUAUGACCGGUACAAGAGAACCCCCCAGUACGGCGUCCACAGACCUCCAAAGUAUGACCGGUACAAGAGAACCCCCCAGUACGGCGUCCACAGACCUCCACAGUAUGACCGGUACAAGAGAACCCCCCAGUACGGCGUCCACAGACCUCCACAGUACGACCGGUACAAGAGAACCCCCCAGUACGGCGUCCACAGACCUCCAAAGUAUGACCGGUACAAGAGAACCCCCCAGUACGGCGUCCACAGACCUCCAAAGUACGACCGGUACAAGAGAACCCCCUAGUACGGCGUCCACAGAACCCCCCAGUACGGCGUCCACUGACCUCAAAAGUACGACUGGUACAAGAGAACCCCCCAGUACGGCGUCCACAGACCUCCAAAGUAUGACCGGUACAAGAGAACCCCCCAGUAUGGCGUCCACAGACCUCCAAAGUACAACCGGUACAAGAGAACCCCCCAGUACAGCGUCCACAGACCUCCAAAGCAUUUUUACAAUCCGGAGUGUCAUUCAAGGUACCGCCACAAAACCCAGUAUUUUGUCUAGUGCAGCUGAAGAUGAGAAGAAAGUUGAACAGGUGUCGGGAACUCAAUCUUCUGGACAGACUUUGAGCAUGGAUAUAAUUAUGAAAGUAGCAGAACUGGCAACACCCAUUUUGAUUAUUAUUAUGAUCGUAGCUGUUCUUGUACGGAAGUGUAAGUCCCGUUCAGACUCAACUACCUCUACCACGUCACCUAUACAAUCCGUGCCUCCUGUGCCAGCCUCCAUCUCUACCAGUUUACCUGGUUCAGGCUCUUCCACUUCACUUUUUGUUGAGGUCAUGGACAAUGAAACUCAAGUUUCUCCAGGUCCUGAUGAACAGACAACACCAAAGAGACCCCUCGAUCCAAAAUCCAAGCCAAAAAGAAAACUUCCAUUUAGGGCUGCACGCAACAAACCAUGGAAGUAA